Molecule: messenger RNA, 2476 nt
Organism: Exophiala oligosperma
Lineage: Eukaryota; Fungi; Ascomycota; Eurotiomycetes; Chaetothyriales; Herpotrichiellaceae
Exons: 3
Coding region: 196-1854 (552 amino acids)
Biological process (GO): NLS-bearing protein import into nucleus
Cellular component (GO): cytoplasm; nucleoplasm; nucleus
Molecular function (GO): protein binding; nuclear import signal receptor activity
Source: RefSeq, a predicted model, not a curated record
CUGAGACUUGCAUCUUCAAGUAAUUUGCCCACUACCCGCACUGGGCGCAUUCUCAUCGCUGUCAUUCUCAAUACAAACAAAUUCUGUUGAUCCUUAUUUGUUUGCCCUCAUCCUCAACGCUCGAGGCAAACUCAUAUCUAACACGGCUGUGAACCGCCCGUUGAUCUUGUGCCUAUCCCUGAGACGUCAUUCAUCAUGUCCGAACGAUACAUCCCAGAACAUCGCCGCACCCAAUUCAAGGCAAAAGGUAGUUUCAAGCCUGACGAACUCCGACGACGACGUGAGGAACAACAGGUUGAAAUUCGUCGUCAGAAGAGAGAGGAAAACUUGGCCAAACGAAGAGGCGUCCAACGAGGAAAUGGAGAGAUCGGCAUUGGCGGGCUCGCUGAUCAAGACAGUGAUGAUGAGGCUGGCAACAUCGAGAGCGAGCUGAGCACAGAAUUGCCUGAGAUGGUACGGGGCGUCUUCUCCGAUCAGAUCGAUCUUCAAAUCCAAGCGACUACAAAAUUUCGAAAACUCCUGUCUAAAGAACGAAACCCUCCCAUCGAGAAGGUCAUUGAGACCGGGGUCGUCAGUCGAUUUGUCGAAUUCCUCCGCUCUCCUCAUACCCUUGUCCAAUUCGAAGCCGCGUGGGCCCUAACCAACAUUGCCUCUGGCUCUGCAGCCCAGACUCAGGUCGUGAUAGAAGCCGGGGCUGUGCCAAUCUUUGUUGAACUUUUGAGCAGCCCUGAACCAGACGUUCGCGAACAGGCUGUCUGGGCACUAGGAAACAUCGCUGGUGACAGCCCUGCGUGCCGUGACUAUGUUCUUAGCCAGGGUGCCCUUAAGCCUUUGCUCAACCUCAUCGCCGAUGGCCGCAAAUUGAGUAUGCUCAGAAAUGCCACUUGGACUCUGAGCAACUUCUGUCGUGGCAAGACACCCCAACCUGACUGGAAUACUAUUCAGCCCGCCCUUCCUGUGCUGUCCAAGCUUGUUUACAUGCUUGACGAUGAAGUCCUCAUUGAUGCCUGCUGGGCCAUCUCAUACCUUUCUGACGGCUCCAACGACAAGAUCCAGGCCGUUAUCGAAGCUGGAAUACCCCGAAGACUCGUCGAACUCCUCAUGCAUGCCUCGACCUCGGUCCAAACACCAGCUCUUCGGUCGGUUGGUAACAUUGUCACUGGUGACGAUGUACAGACACAAGUCAUAAUCAACUGCGGUGCUCUCCCUGCGCUUCUGUCACUAUUGAGUUCGCAAAAAGAUGGCAUUCGUAAAGAGGCUUGCUGGACGAUCUCGAACAUUACCGCGGGAAAUUCUACCCAGAUUCAGUCCGUCGUUGAUGCCGGUAUCAUUCCUCCUCUCAUCCAUCUGCUCUCUAAUGGAGACUUCAAGACUCGAAAGGAGGCUUGCUGGGCUAUCUCGAAUGCCACCUCGGGAGGUCUGCAAAAGCCGGAGCAAAUUAGAUACUUGGUUACGCAAGGUUGCAUCAAGCCUCUCUGUGACUUGCUUGCCUGUCCGGAUAAUAAGAUCAUCCAGGUGGCUCUGGACGGUUUGGAGAACAUCCUUAAGGUUGGAGAAAUGGACAUGGAAUCCGCCGACCAGAGAGCUCCCGAAGCACAAGUCAACCGGUAUGCACUAUUCAUCGAAGAGGCCGGCGGGAUGGAGAAGAUCCACGAUUGCCAGAACAACGCAAACGAGGAAAUCUACAUGAAGGCGUACAAUAUCAUAGAACGAUAUUUCUCAGACGAAGAGGAUGCCGGCGCUGAUAUUGAAGAAUUGGCUCCUCAGGCCAACGCCUCGGGUUUCACGCUCAGCUCGAACCAGCCUCAAGGACAGUUCAAUUUCGCCAAUGGCAAUGAAGCGAUGGACAUGUAAGCGGAGCCCAGGCACUGGACAUCUGAAGUUCUCAUGAUCAGGAUAAUCUCGAGAAAACCGUUUAUCCACACCGAGCUUUUUGUCCCCUUGUGACAACGACGUUCUCACCUCCGUCACUAUUUCAAAUCAGCUCUUCAAACCCUUUUAACCCGGAGCGGCGUCACGACCGGCUCGAACGUGACCACGAAGUCUACGUCAAUUUGACCCUCCGCUUGACGUUUUCCAACACACACCGACACCAGGCGCCCCCUUCUUGACAUUCGGUAUGAUUGCAAAAUUCAUUCACGGCCACAGAUGCACCAUCAUGUAUACCCCUUGAGACACUCGACCUAGCACCCAGCACCCUGACACAGCAUGCGAUAGAGCGCCAUUUCCCUGGCGUACGUUUCCCCCGGCUUUUUAUGGUCAAUAUGAAGGCGAAGGAGGGAAAGGAAAGAGGAGCCGAAGAGAAUGGAUAAUCUACAGGCAGAUUAGGUCCAAGACAAGAUUUUCCGCUUGACUCUUUUGCCGGCAACGAUACGAGAUGUAGUAGUCCGUAUCAAUUACGCCGAACUGCUUUCUAGUCCCAAUGCAAGCAAAUUGAAAAAUAAAAAAUAAAAGUCCCUCCGGACUCCUGUUAAAC